AUGAUUCUAUAUACUAAGGUUAUAAGAGGACUCAACAGAGUCUGCCAAUUGCAAAGGAAUAUUUUUUAUUCUGAUACAAAAAGGGGAGUAUGCUUUUCACUGAGCAAGAAAUUACCAGAGCUUAAUGCAGUAACAUCUGCAUUAUAUGUGCCUGGGGAAACUGCAACCACUAUAGAUGGUUUUCUUUCUCCCUAUUUGGAUUUUUCUAAACUAUUUGAAAAUCUGAGUGAUUUGGAAUUCAAUAUUACUCAACGUGGAUUAGAUAUAAAUGUCAAACAUAUCAUGAGGCAAUGGACAGAGUGGAAAGAAUUGGAAUGCCAUAGAUUGCAGCUUGAAGAGGAGAGGGAAGUGAUUGCUAAGAAGAUGAACUCUUUGAAAAAGGAUCCAGCCAGUAAUGAAAAGCAGAGAGAACUGAAACAGUGUGGGAAGAAGCUGAGAGAACAAUUAAAGGACCUAACUGUGCAGAUAUGGAAGGUGGAGAUGGUAGUCAUUACCAUCUUACAGCUUCCAAAUUCUCUGCAUCACACCACUGGUUUUAGCAAUAAACAAAUUUUUAGCUUAUUUAAAGCACCCUCUUUUACAUACCAACCAAAAGAUCAUGUUCAGAUAGGAGAGAGAAUGGGAGAGUUGGAAUUUUGUAAUAAUUCACCUUCUGCUUACUAUCUUAAAAAUGGCUUGGCCUUACUUGAACUUGCAUGUAGUGAUUAUUUCUUGUCAAGGUUUAAGGCCCUUGGGUAUCAGCAACAAUCUAAUCCGGAUAUUGUAAAGGCAAUUGUUGUGGAGGGCUGUGGUGCACAUUAUGUUGCGAGGCACAAACUCAAUAAGAUUGCAGAUCAAGAAGCAGAUUUGGAGAGGAAUUCUCUACAUCUCAUAGGAGGUGGGUCUUUAGCAGCAUUUUCAGCUUAUUUUUCAAAACAAAUUAUAGAAAAAUCAGAGUACUUACCUCACAGAUUAGUUACAGUUGGUCGUAAUUAUGUUCCUACAAGCUCUGCAUUUCUGGGUUUGCUUGGCUGCAGGCAGUCUACAGUUGUUGAUGCCUUUGUUGUUCAUGAAUAUAACCCAGUGCAGGAAAUGGAAAUAUUGGAUGAGAUAUUGCUAUCAUUAAUACAGAGUUAUAUAGAACUUCAAGUACAUUUUAAAGUAAUACAGUAUUGUGGCCGACACCUAGAGAGUUACGAGUCGGCUGCAGUAGGAGUGCAGAUGUUUUCUCCGAAUACAAAGGAGUACCACGAAGUUGCACGAAUUUCUGUAUGUGGUGAUUAUAUCAGCAAGAGACUUUGGACUCUCUGUAAAUCCAGUAAUAAGUCAGCAAGUUUUUUAUCCAUGAUUCAUAUCAGAGGUUGUCAUGUUGCACGUUUCUUGGGGCUCUUAAUGGAAAAUCAACAAAAGGAGAAUGGUACAUAUGAUAUUCCUAAUUGUUUACAGUCUAUUAUAAGUAUGUAUUAGUUUCAUUGUUGACAAAAUGUAUACUGUAGUCAGUAUUAACAUCCACACAAGAUACUGUAAUUUAAUUUUUUUCAGUUUAAGAAGCAACUUUUUUAUAUCCCAUAUAAAAAAAAAUUAAAAUUGUCUAAAAUGGCAAUAAUUUUUUAAGUAAUAUCUCUGACAUAAUUAAGGAAUGUUUCUAUAUUUACACUUGGAACAUCAACAUUGCCAAAUAUUAUUAGUUAACACAAUAGAACUUGAAAAAUAUUACUGUACAGUAUUUAGGCGAGGAUAAGCAAAAUGGGGUCUCGUUUAGGAUAACAUGAGUUUGAAUGAAUACUGUGUAUUGCUAAUAUAUUUCAUUGUAUAUGCUGUGUUGGUGUAUUGAAGUUUAAAUAAAAUCUUUGAGAAUAUUUGUUGUUCUUAAGGUGAGCCAGAUAAAUGAUGAAAGAUCUAAACUUUCAAUGCCACAGUGUGUGUGUAUUUUAAAGUAGUAGUUCACUGGAUACAUAUUUACCAAUUAUGAAAAAAUUGGUAUUACCAGCAUUCACUCCAGUUACACAAUAAGUACUGUAUAUAAUAUAUAUAUAUAAUCAUAUGCAAAUCAGAUGUUUCAUGUGUAAACAUUCCUCAUUUGCAAAUGAACCUUGCAGGUUCAAUACAUUGUGUAAAUUAUAAUAGGUAUAAUCAUA
Procambarus clarkii (red swamp crayfish) is the source of this 2117-nucleotide messenger RNA. NCBI's taxonomy places the organism in Eukaryota, Metazoa, Arthropoda, Malacostraca, Decapoda, Cambaridae. The record is from RefSeq and is a predicted model, not a curated record.